CGGCUAACAUGUGGUCUUGAUGAUGGCACAUUAAAAAAUUACACAGAAGUGCCAUCAGCAAUAAACAUCAAUGGUAAAAAACAGCGAUUCGAUUCACAACCAAUACAGGACAUAUGGUCAUCGUCUAUUGGGAAGACAACGGAUUCUAGCAAAAGUAGCAGUAGUAGCAGUAGCACAAAAAUGAAGAAAAUUAGACCAGAAGGAAAAAAGAAGUCGCAUGCGGUAGCAGAAAUACCUAACGAAAAACAACAGGUGGAAAAAAAGACGGAGUGUACGGAUACUGUAACGGGCGGCUCAUCAAAUGAUUGA
Loa loa (African eye worm) is the source of this 309-nucleotide messenger RNA. RefSeq lists its product as hypothetical. Lineage: Eukaryota; Metazoa; Nematoda; Chromadorea; Rhabditida; Onchocercidae. The record is from RefSeq and is a predicted model, not a curated record. The annotation marks the transcript as partial. The transcript is spliced from 3 exons.